CUGACAGUAUGGAUCGUGAAACAAUUCAGUGCAGUUGCAGUAUCAACGAGAGCGGCUGCUAGGUAGUGUCGGCUCCCUAGCAUCAAGGUCGCACAUAGUUGGCUUGGAUUGUGAGAUAGUGGUUCAAAACCGUGCAACUAUGAGAUACUUACUACUAUUAGAAUAUUUGAUUUUUGCUGUACUUCUUCGAACGACGAGCUCAUCCCAAUCCAAUCAAAAACAAUGCGGAAUACCACAGGUCGGUGGUAACGAGUUGAUAGUACACGGACAGGACACCUCUCCUGGUGACUGGCCGUGGCAUGUUGCCCUUUACCAUCGCAAAGGUCGAUCCACUGACUACGCUUGUGGAGGAACCAUAAUCAACGAGCAGUACAUCCUGACGGCAGCGCAUUGUGUUAUGAACAGCGUAAAUGGAUUCCAGCUGGCUCCGAAUCGAUUAUUUGUGCGGAUGGGGAUUCACGAUUUGGAAUCAUUCGAUCCGAAGUCGGUGCAACAACAUGAAGUAGGGAAAGUCCACAAGUUUGCAAAUUUCACCCGACUGGUCGAUGACAUAGCGUUACUCGAGCUGAGUACGAUCAUCCGAUUCAAUGAUUAUGUUCAACCGGCUUGUGUUAAUCUGGAGCCAAAUAUAACAGGAGAGUUCGGAACGGUAGUUGGUUGGGGACUAACGGAGGAUGACGAGACAUCGGCCGCCUUGAAACGAGCAGAUAUGCCAGUUAUUGAUCCCGUAACGUGUCUGAAAAGUGAUCGCGUACUUUUUGGACAAACCUUAGACGAAGGACUGUUCUGUGCGGGUUACACUAAUGGAACAAGUGUGUGUAAUGGUGACAGUGGAGGAGGAUUUUUUUUCAAAAGGGCCAAUGCAUGGUUUGUGGGGGGGAUUGUGUCCUUUUCUCAGACUCGAUCUGGUGGCACAAAUUACUGUUAUACGAAAGGUUAUGGAGCCUUUACCCGAGUUCAAAAAUACCUCUCCUGGAUUCGAGAAAUCACAAAGAUGCCGUUAGUUCCUGAUAGUGAUGUACGUAUUUGCAAAUCAGAGGUUCCCGAUCCAGCAAAGACAUAUCCCAACUAUUUUCCUCGACAGUGUGGAGUGUAUAUUCCUAACCGCAUCGUUGGAGGGCAAACUGCACGUGUAUUUGAGUUCCCUUGGAUGGCGAUAUUACAAACUAAAGACAGUGACUUUUUAUGUCCAGGAACGCUAAUCAAUAAGCGUUAUAUCUUGACUGUUGCUCACUGUAUAAGAAAUGAUCUACCGAACAAAGUAACUCUGGGCGAGCAUACACUUGGCCAGGGUACGGAUUGCAACGGAAACGAGGAUUGUGCUCCACCUGUACGACAGUAUAGAAUUGAGUGCAUCAUAACACACCCAGAUUUUGCGAUAAGGAAGCAGCAACAUGACAUUGCACUAAUUCGUUUGAGCGAGGAUGUUACGUUUGAUGAUCACAUUCAACCAAUUUGUCUGCCGCACACAGCGGAUCUCAGGGGCCAUCAACCCUCGCGGUACAUCAUCACUGGAUGGGGUAGAACUGGUAUGGGGGAAGGUGCAUCAAACACACUGCUAAAAGCGACCAUUUACCCCGCAAAUCGAACUCAGUGCCAAGAGUGGCUGAGUCGUUCUAAAAGGGGUUUCGAAUUAAAUGAUGGGCAAAUAUGCGCGGGAGGAAGAGAGCCGAAUCUAGCGGACACUUGUGCUGGAGAUAGCGGCGGACCGCUGGGAUACGGUGCCAAACUCUACGGAACACGCUUCGUGCAGUUUGGUAUUUCUUCACUUGGAAUAGGAUGCGGAAUAGGAGCUCCCGCUAUUUAUACGAAUAUUUCCUAUUACAUGGACUGGAUUUCGGCCAAUUUGAAACCAUGAGAUUUGUAAAUAAAUGCGAAAUAUGUUCUCAGGACGCGUA
Topomyia yanbarensis is the source of this 1898-nucleotide messenger RNA. RefSeq names its product transmembrane protease serine 9-like. Gene Ontology annotation, biological process: proteolysis. Gene Ontology annotation, molecular function: serine-type endopeptidase activity. The transcript has 4 exons. The coding region runs from base 140 to 1858 and encodes 572 amino acids. NCBI's taxonomy places the organism in Eukaryota, Metazoa, Arthropoda, Insecta, Diptera, Culicidae. The record is from RefSeq and is a predicted model, not a curated record.